UCAUCUCUUGCUGCCUUGAGGUCGGUAGAGCCACGUGCCUGCCCGAACUGGGAUCAUUCAAAGCCAGGAAGCCGGGACAAAAGUUUAAGUAUACGUGAAGUUGGGAAGUAUAUACCCGGUAUCUGUGGUGCCUCCGGCGGCAGAUUUUGUGAGGUGCGGGCAGGGAUUGGAUGUUUUCCUUUGCUUAGAAAAGGCGAGUGUGCGCAUAAAAAGGCAUUCUAGUUGAAGCUGUGUUAGGUGACAUGGCAACCUUUUGGAGAGCCUACCAGAGAUUGAUGGCCCAGCACCCCUGGAAGGUGCAAAUCAUCACAGCUGGGACCCUCAUGGGUGCUGGAGAUGUGAUUUCACAGCAGAUGAUUGAAAGAAGAGGGCUGUCUGGGCACAGUGGCUGGCGGACCCUAAAAAUGAUGAGCAUUGGAUUUUGCUUUGUGGGCCCAGUCAUUGGAAAAUGGUAUCAAGUCCUGGAUCGUCUAGUGCUCGGCAAAACCAGAGUGGCUGCACUCCAGAAGAUGCUGCUGGAUCAGGUUGGAUUUGCACCCUGCUUCCUGGCCUGUUUUCUGACUGUGGCGGGAACACUCAAUGGCCUAUCCUUGAAAGAGAACUGGAGCAAACUCAAGAAGGACUACCCUGAUGCCCUGAUCACCAACUAUUAUAUUUGGCCAGCAGUGCAGGUUGCCAACUUCUACUUCAUCCCCUUGAACUACAGACUUCCUGUGGUUCAGUGUGUUGCCAUUAUCUGGAACAGUUAUCUUUCCUGGAAAGCCAAUAAACUAUAAUCUGGCAUGGGAAGACAUGAGAACUAUGCUUAAUGCUAUUAGAACACCUGCAGAUUUUCUUUACUCACUGUUCUUCAUGCAUUGCAAACAGAUGACCAACCCAGGAUGCAUACCAUAAACCAGCCACCAGCCCAGUAAACCAGCAUAUGCAACUGCACAAAGAUAUAUUCAUGAAAAAGCCCCAAGUAUUCCCUGAAGAGGAGAAUUGGACAAAAUAAACCCCUGAUCUGCAUACUAUUAGCAGUUAAAGAAUCAGACCAGCUAUCACAGCUGCCCGAAGAAACUGAAGAUAUACUGUGUUUUGGAACACAGGAACUGCUGCAAUCAUCUAGGUACUUGACUGUAGGGUGUUUGUAGGAAAACUAAUUUCUCUGAGCUGUGAUUACUAUUCUCUAGGAAUGUAAAAAGCUCUUUUACACCUGCAGGCCAGGAUACACUUGGCUCUAAUGUAGAGGUGUCAACCUCGCAACGUCACAUGUGUUGCAACGUAUCACAACUUUUUUGCCAUUGCCAGCAACGGGAUGAGCGCAGUUUCCUAUGAUGUAUCCGGCCUGUGGGCCAGCAGUUUGAUACCCCUGUACUAAUGGAUACAAUUAGCAUAAAUAAGCUUGAUUAAUGUUCUCUGUUCACAUUUAACUACUGCCUUAUACAGUAACCAUUAGCAGUUAUAACAAUGAUGAAAAAGUAACUUUGCAACCAGUCCUUGCAUUUAUGAACUUCACAGGUCUAUAAAACAAAGGAAAGCUGAAGUAAGAUCAUAACUACAGUUGCGGUUUCACUACCAUUUGCUUUGCUUAAUCAAGUGGCCAGUCCCAAGUGUGGACCAAAUGAGAACUCCCUUUGGUAUCUUAUUGUGUCAUGUAACCCAAUCUUCAAUUAGUUUAUGGUUUAAUGCAUUAUUUUAACCCAGUGAGAAUUCAGUAACCAGACCAAGCAUUCUGUGUAACUGAGCCAUGGAAUAAGACAUUUGCUCCAUUUUGCCUAUUAACUGUAAGUAAUUACUGUAGCGGUUUUUUAGUGUUUUAAGGCUACUUUUCUGCCCUUGCUUUGGCAUAUCAAAAACUAGAUUUGAGGCCACCUGAAUGCGAAGCAUGGGAUCGUUUGCUGAAUUCACCAUUGAAAUAGUGGGAUACUGGAGGGUCCAAUUGAUAGCUAAGUUAAUUUUUGGAACAAAUUUGGAAAAUUGAUCAAGGAGAGAUAUAUUAGUGGCAAUUUGCCAUGAUAACUAGAGGGUAUCUCCAUAUAUUGAACCAGUCUCUCAGGAAGCUUCCAUUGUUGAUUUAUUUGUAUGUAGAUGCGUAUGGCAUCCACAGAGAUCAUACAAUCACUGAUGUACACAUUUAGUUUAAAGGAUCAGCAAUAUAUUGGACCCCAGAUCCAUAUUUUGCAACUGAACAUAGAAGGCUUAAGUAGAAGUAAAUGUGAGUACUUAAGCAGACUGGCCAUAGAUAAUAGGAUAGAUGUUAUAACACUACAAGAGACUCAUUUGGCUGACAAGGAACAGAUUAAAGCUUGAGGGAAGAUCCAGGGUCCACAAUUGUAGCCAAUAAAACAUCCAUUGUUAAUGAGUAUCAUAUAAGAAUGAUUGAUUUUUAGGUUCUGGUUGAUUCUAAGGAAUUAAAAUGACUACUACAAAAAAUAGGAUGCUUAGUCCAAUCCAAUUGGAAUCAGUUCUUACAAAGUAGGCGAACAUAUAGAACACAUAUAUGGUACAGUGGUUAAGGUUUUGGACUAGGAUCAAGGAGACCCAGUUCUAGUCUGCCAUCAGCCAUGGAAGCUCAUUGAGUGAUUUUUGAGUCGGGUUGCUUUCAUUCAAGCCAAUCUACUGAUCAGGGAUGUGGUUAUGGGAGAAAAAUAGGAGGGAGAACUAUGUGUGCUAUCAUGAGCUUCUGUAUAGUGAUAUAUAUAUCAAAUGAAUAAAUAUAUAUAAUCAAAAGUGAUAUAUAAAUCAAAAUAAAUGUUUUCACUUCGAACUUCAA
Molecule: messenger RNA, 2755 nt
Organism: Crotalus tigris (Tiger rattlesnake)
Lineage: Eukaryota; Metazoa; Chordata; Lepidosauria; Squamata; Viperidae
Gene: MPV17
Product: mitochondrial inner membrane protein MPV17
Exons: 8
Coding region: 243-776 (177 amino acids)
Cellular component (GO): cytoplasm; membrane
Source: RefSeq, a predicted model, not a curated record